Molecule: messenger RNA, 891 nt
Organism: Symbiodinium sp. CCMP2592
Lineage: Eukaryota; Dinophyceae; Suessiales; Symbiodiniaceae
Source: the annotation of a GenBank genome assembly
AUGCUUCUGUAUGUGGUGCCCUUGGCGUUAGCUGCUGCCAACAUAUUCGCACAGUUGGCGCUCCUUUGCGUGGUGUCGGGUCGACGUCGACUGCUGGCAGCCUCCAGGAGGCCACAGCACUUGCUCCACAGCUUCACCAUGACUUUCAAGCUGCACCUGGAUCUUGCCGUUCCCAUCCUAGCAAGGAGGCACCACUCAGAGCUUUGGCGGGCAAGCGUCGUCCUGGUGACGCUGGAGCUCCUUGUCCAGGUGGUCUACCCUGUGGUCAGCUUGCUUCGUGGCCUUUGUCCGGGACGACUUCGGGUCUCUGCAACAGCAAUGCGGCGUGCACAGGCGCUGCUGUCGAAUCCCCGACCCAGUCUUCCGGAAGGCUUGGAUGAGACGCAGGUGGAUGUGAAGGACGAGAAGGUGCAAGCCAUGCUGGAGGAACAUGCGCAGAUGCCACCACGACGUGGGUCCACGUCCAACUUCAACACUCCCAAGAGCACUGUCGACGCCUUGGCGCUGGACAAAAUCCCGCAGGGUGUCUCGGUGCAUCAUGGUCGCAUCGACCUCCAGGGAAUCGCCUCCGAGAAGGUGCACAUCCCUGGCUCUCGUCCGGCUGGGCCGGCAGGUCGCCGAAUGUCACAGGUGGGAUCUGGUGGCCGCCGAAUGUCCCAGGUUGCCAGCGGAGGAAGACGGAUGUCCCAGGUCGCCAGCGGCACGUCAAGCGGCCGUCGGAUGUCACAGGUUGCCAGCGGUGGCUCGCCAUCACGGAGGGCCCGUCCUCCCCGACGUCAGUCGGUGGAGUUCAUGGCUGGCAUCCAGCUGGAUGAGGGACGCUCACCUUCAAAAGGACGCCGUGGGCGCCGCGCCUCCGCCGACCUCUUCGCCCCUCCAGCACUGGCGAUG